Molecule: messenger RNA, 510 nt
Organism: Quercus robur (English oak)
Lineage: Eukaryota; Viridiplantae; Streptophyta; Magnoliopsida; Fagales; Fagaceae
Exons: 1
Coding region: 1-510 (169 amino acids)
Source: RefSeq, a predicted model, not a curated record
AUGGAUUUGGGGUUCUCUGGGCCCAAAUUUACUUGGACUAACAAGAGAGAAGUAGGAGGUCUUAUACAUUGUAGGUUGGAUAGGGUUUGGGCUAACCCUAACUGGAAAGCUGCCUUCCCUGAAGCUACUAUUACUCAUCUAGCCAAAGUUAAUUCUAAUCACUGCCCUUUGCUUCUUAGUUUGUGCUUAAGUAUACCUAAUGCCUCCAAUCGGCCAUUUAGAUUCCAACCUAUAUGGCUGAGUCACAAUGAUUUUCCUGCCAUUGUCAGAGAUUCUUGGGCUGGCAUGGAAUAUGAUCUUAUGGGUGCAGUCACUCGAUUCACUCACAAAGCUCUAACUUGGAAUAAAGAAGUAUUUGGGAAUAUUUUUGCAAAAAAGAGACUAAUCAUGGCUAGGUUACUGGGGACUCAGAGAGCUAUUGCUAAUAAUCCUAAUAACUUCUUGAUCAAUCUCCAAGGUCAGCUGUCAAGAGAGUAUAAUGAAAUAUUACAGCUAGAAGAAGAGCUGUGA